Molecule: messenger RNA, 2516 nt
Organism: Puntigrus tetrazona (Sumatra barb)
Lineage: Eukaryota; Metazoa; Chordata; Actinopteri; Cypriniformes; Cyprinidae
Product: zinc finger protein 362-like
Exons: 8
Coding region: 82-1401 (439 amino acids)
Biological process (GO): regulation of transcription by RNA polymerase II
Cellular component (GO): nucleus
Molecular function (GO): DNA-binding transcription factor activity, RNA polymerase II-specific; RNA polymerase II cis-regulatory region sequence-specific DNA binding
Source: RefSeq, a predicted model, not a curated record
UCCUUUUUAGGCUUGUGUGUGCGCUUUUAAUCUGCUAUAUAUCAUAUAAUAAUUUGACCCUUAUUCUGUUUUAUUAGAAAGAUGGCAGAGCCUCGAUUCAAUAAUCCAUAUUUCUGGCCACCUCCUCCCUCAAUGCCUGGUCAACUGGAUAACCUGGUUCUUAUCGACAAGAUCAAAGAGCAACUGAUGGCAGAAAAAAUCAGACCUCCGCAUUUGCCGCCCACCACUGUUCCCUCUCAGCAGACUCUGCUGGUGGCCUCUCCACCUUCAGAUGGUGGGCAGCAUGUGAUGUCUAUCCCCAAGCUGCAGCAGGUGCCGGGUCUUCAGGCUCACAACUCCUCUCAGCCUGACAUCGCCCUGCACGCCCGCCCAGCAUCCAGCACCAUCGCAGAGCUGAGUAUAGAUGACAAGUCUUCGGUGAAAGCAAAGGGGCUGUGGGAAGAUUGGCAUAUGCGACAAGCAGUGGACCAAGCCUCUAGAGUGAACCAUCGCUCAGGUCUCAUGCUGUCAUCCCGCACAGAAAGCCACAUCACCUCUGAGGCUAUAACUCCCACAACCCCGACGUCCAGCAGCCAGAACCGCUUGGGCGGCGCACCUUCCUUAAACACCAUUUCCGGCUUAGCCAGCGGUCCUGGCAUGGAGCACGUGAAAAGUGGAGGUCUGGUGGGGAUGCUGGGACCACAGCCCAAAGCUCCAAGGGGCCGCAAGAAGAUUAAAGCAGAGAACAACACGGGCCCGUUGCUGGUGGUACCCUACCCGCUUCUGGCCUCGGGCCCCGACCAGGCGGUAACCAUCGCCAAAGAGGGAAAAACAUACAGGUGUAAAGUGUGUCCCCUCACUUUCUUAAACAAGUCGGAGAUGCAGAUCCAUUCCAAGUCCCACACGGAGGCCAAACCCCACAAGUGCCCUCACUGUUCAAAGUCAUUCGCCAACGCCUCAUACCUAGCACAGCACUUACGUAUUCACUUAGGCAUUAAACCCUACCACUGCUCCUAUUGCGAGAACUCUUUUCGUCAGUUAUCACACCUCCAGCAGCACACCAGGUCAAUUCACACUGGUGACAGACCAUAUAAAUGUGCCCAGCCAGGAUGUGAAAAGGCAUUCACACAACUCUCAAACCUACAGUCUCACCAGAGACAACAUAACAAAGACAAGCCAUACAAGUGUCCGAACUGCUACCGCGCAUACACAGACUCAGCCUCCUUACAGAUCCAUCUCUCCGCACACGCCAUUAAGAACGCUAAAUCGUACUGUUGCAGCAUGUGUGGUCGCGCGUACACCUCAGAGACCUACCUUAUGAAACACAUGUCUAAGCACACAGUGGUAGAACAUCUGGUGAGCCAACACUCACCACAAAGGACCGAAUCACCCAGCGUUCCCGUUCGCAUUUCCCUCAUCUGAGCACUUCUGGUCCUGGACCAGCCCACUGUCGCUCGGUCUUUCCCAACCUUGGCGUAAGCAAGCAAAAUCGCCUGUCCUCGGUGGUUUGACGUUUAUUAUUUUGCGUGUGUGUGUGUGUUUGUUAGUUUGUUUCGGUUUUUGAGAACAUUCCAACAUGUAUUUGUCUGUGUGGAUAGAGGCUCAAACACAGCAGCGCUUUAGGAAGUUUCUAUUACACGCGUUCCUCUUCUCCAACUCAUUGUUGAGUUGAGAGGGAAUAAUCGGGAAAUCCAAAGAUGGUUUCACAGCACUUUCAGGCCACACAGUUUUGGCUUUAAAUGUUUCUGGUCUGUUACGACAAUAAAGGCAUUGCUCUUGGCAGCUAAACGUUUGGGACUGUAGGUAUUAUGCAUUAUAAAAUCAGAAGACAUACGUUGUAUGUUUAAACAAGCUUGGACCAAGUCCAGUACCUCCUCUCAUAUUUUUCUAUGCUGUCUGGGGGAGAAAAAAAAAAAUUCCCUUCUUUUGGGCAACUCGAGUCGGUUUAGAGACCAACGGUCUUGUGUUUUGGUAAUGUCAAUCAUGCCGUACGUUUCUUUCAUGUUAAAACAUUUCCUCGCUCGUAGGGAAAUCUGACUGAAAAUAGCUUUAGCAUUAAAUGUUUUAACUUCUCAAACGGACUGUUAUAAAUCUGACUUUAUAGACAAAUCCGCACAUUUUAGAUGUUUUGCGAGAUUAAUCCUUUAGUGCUUUACAAAUUCUUGUGGUCUGGUGCCAAAAAUUGAAUAUGAAAACGGUUCGCGUGCGAUUCUGAGGUUUCAGAAUGAACGCAUAUAGUGUUUAAAAUGAACACUUUAAAAAAGUGUACACCUGCUUUAUGUCAGCAUGCAUUUGACAUUAUAGGUGGGUAAAAACUGCCAAGAAAUGUCUAAACUGUUAUAUUUUGAAUAAAAGAAAAUGAUGCCGAUUUUUGGAUAAGAGGCAUGCCUAAACUUAAUUUAUGUUCAUCUUAAUAUUUGUAUAAAUGUACACUUUCAUUCAAAAGUUUGGAAUCAGUACAAUUUUUUAUGUUUUUUAAAUAAAUUUAUUUGAUCAAAAAUACAGAUUUUUUUUUUUAAAUAAUAUUUGCAUUAAAA